AGAGUCCCCAGAGGUCAGAUGCCUCGGGCGGUCAAUGUCAGGCAGCAAUGUCGCCUGGCGGUGCGCCUGGCGGUGCGCCCGGAGAGAGCUGAGAGAGAGCAGAGAGAGCGGGAGAGGGGAGAGGAUAAGUGCGGUUACAGUGCUAGUGUGAGGAGUGGCGGAGUGGUGUGGUGGUGUGACCCGUGUCGCCAGACGGGACAGUUAGGUCAGUCGUGUCAGGUCAGGUCGGGUGACAUACUCGGUGAUCAGCGGAGACGAGAUCAUCGGUGGACAGGUCAGGUAGUGUGACAGGAUCUCGUGGCCUGAUCGCAUCGAUACUAUGACGCAUAAGAUCAUAUGGGACCCGCUUUGAUCUGACUGGAGCACUCACAAGUCGUACGACAACAAGCGAGGUGAAAAUUGUGAUCUGAAAACGGUCUUUGGUUGUAUCAAGAUCCAACAGUCGGGUCGAGAUAGCCAGCUAAUUCUGCAACAAGCUGCAAAUCAUGGUGGUCAAAGUGUACGUCUCUGAAUACUCCGGCAAUUUCGAUGUGAAGAAACAUCAGCAGCGGGUGGAGACGGUGCUGCAGUCGGUGGGGGUGCGUCACCAGCUGGUGGACGUGUGUGCGCCGGAGCACCUCGAGCAGCGGCUCUUCAUGCAGGAGACGGCGCGGCCGUUGCCCGGAGAGAGGCACCCACUGCCGCCGCAGAUCUACAACGAACAGCACUACUGCGGCGACUACUUUGACUUUGACUACGCCAACGAGACGGGUCAGCUGCUGCAGUUUCUACGGCUGGAGGAGGGCGACGUGCAACUUCCCGUGAGGGAACAACCUGCUUCAACGUCCCCUCAGCCGACUACUGCACCUCGACCAGCGUCUCCAAAGCCAUCCUCUACUCCGGCGGAACGGCCGGGUCCGUCUCCCUCUCCCUCUCCGGAGCCGGAGACCAAGCCAAAGCCGCAGCCGGAGAUGAAACCGGAGCCGCAGCCGCCGCGGGCUCUGCCGCAGGAACCCUGGCAGAUCGACAAAUCCCAAGGAGAAUGUAUGGACGUCGAUAAGGAAGCAUAGCCGGGCGGCUCGAGAUGAUGUCGUCACGGGCGCCUUCCGCCGGCAGCCGUCCAUGCUGCGUCCGUCGCUCCCGAGCCUCAACCCGAGAAUCUCUGUCUCCCUGCGGCUGAAAAUACGACGCUGAACGGGCCAGGGUCGAUCCUGUGCAAGAAACUGAUCGAGUCUAGAUUGUCAAGUGCAAAUUCGUGAAAUAAAUACUGCCUAUACGAGAGUCAUUUUUGGACUGACUUUAUCAGCAAAUAGGCAUAAAACUGUGGGAAAAUAAAUCCUGGGCCCUAAAGCUAAAAUCUACACUUGAUACGAAUAUUAUAAGUACCUAUA
Molecule: messenger RNA, 1370 nt
Organism: Amphibalanus amphitrite
Lineage: Eukaryota; Metazoa; Arthropoda; Thecostraca; Balanomorpha; Balanidae
Product: SH3 domain-binding glutamic acid-rich-like protein 2
Exons: 6
Coding region: 486-1049 (187 amino acids)
Cellular component (GO): cytoplasm
Source: RefSeq, a predicted model, not a curated record